AUGGAGAUAAAGAUCAAUCUUGUGCAUGAAUUAAGAAUGAAGCAGUUGGAUAUUGAGUAUGAAUUAAGGAUGAAGCAGUUGGAUGUCGAGCAUAAAUUAAGAAUAAAGCAAUCUACUAUUGAACAUGAAUUGAGAAUGAAGUUAUUAUCUGCUGAAUAUGAAUUAAAAAUGAAACAAAUAGAGUUUAAACAAAUAAAACUUUCUUUUAUGG
Messenger RNA from Dentiscutata heterogama, 211 nucleotides. Lineage: Eukaryota; Fungi; Glomeromycota; Glomeromycetes; Diversisporales; Gigasporaceae. The record is from the annotation of a GenBank genome assembly.